GUUGUUACCGUUGUCACUUUUGUCACCGUUGUCACUGUUGUCACUGUUGUCGCUGUUGUAACGGUUGUCCAAAUUGUCACCGUUGUCGCUGUUGUCAAUUUUGUCACCGUUGUCACUGUUGUCACUGUUGUUGCCGUCGUCACUGUUGUCCCCGUUGUCACCGUUGUCAAGGUUGUCACCAUUGUCGAUGUUGUCACAGUUGUGACUGUAAGCACUGUUGUCACCGUUGUCGCUGUUGUCACUCUUGUCACCGUUGUCACUGUUGUGGCUGUUGUCACCGUUGUCGCCUUUGUAACGGUUGUCACGGUUGUCACCAUUGUCGCUGUUGCCACAGUUGUCACCGUUGUACCUAUUAUCGCUGUUGUCACCGUUGACACCGUUUUCACUGUUGUCACUGUUAUCGCUGUUGUCGGUGUUGUCACUGUUGUCACCAAUGUCACUGUUGUCCUUGUUGUCACUGUUGUAACCGUUGUCACUGUUGUCAACGUUGUCACCGUUGUCACUGCUGCCACCGUUGUCACUGUUGUCACCAUUAUCACCAUUGUCACUGUUGUCAACGUUGUCACUGUUCUCACCGUUUUCGCUGUUGUCCCCGUUGUCACUGUUGUCACCGUUAUCAAUGUUGUCAACGUUGUCACCGUCAUCACUGUUGUCACCGUUGUUACACUGUUGUCAACGUUGUCACCCUUGUCAUUGUUGUCAAGUUUGUCACUGUUGUCAACGAUGUGACCGUUGUCGCUGUUGUCACUGUUGUCAAUGUUGCCGCUGUGGUCGCUCUUGUCACCGUUGUCACUGUUGUAAACGUUGUCACCAUUGUCCCUGUUGUCAAGGUUGUCACCGUUCUCACUGUUGUCACCGUUGUCACCAUUGUCAUUGUUGUCAACGUUAUCAUUGUUGUCAACGUUGUCAACAAUCUCAGUGUUGUCACCGUUGUCACCAUUCUCACUGUUGUCACCAAUAUCACCGUUGUCACUGUUGUCAACGUUGCCACCAUUGUCACUGUUGUCAACAUUGUCACCGUUGUCCCUAUUAUCGCUGUUGUCAUCGUUGUCGUUGUUGUCGGUGUUGUCACCGUUGUCAGGGUAGUUGCUGUUGUCACUGUUCUCAACGUUGUCACCGCUGUCACUGUUGUCACCGUGNCCAGUCAGUGUUGUCACCUAUGUCACUGUUGUCACCGUUCUCAUUGUUGUCAACGUUGUCACCGUUGUCACUGUUGUCACCCUUGUCACUGUUGUCACCGUUGUCACCGUUGUCACUGUUGUCAACGUUGUCAACGUUGUCACUGUUGUCAACGUUGUUACCGUUGUCACUUUUGUCACCGUUGUCACUGUUGUCACUGUUGUCGCUGUUGUAACGGUUGUCCAAAUUGUCACCGUUGUCGCUGUUGUCAAUUUUGUCACCGUUGUCACUGUUGUCACUGUUGUUGCCGUCGUCACUGUUGUCCCCGUUGUCACCGUUGUCAAGGUUGUCACCAUUGUCGAUGUUGUCACAGUUGUGACUGUAAGCACUGUUGUCACCGUUGUCGCUGUUGUCACUCUUGUCACCGUUGUCACUGUUGUGGCUGUUGUCACCGUUGUCGCCUUUGUAACGGUUGUCACGGUUGUCACCAUUGUCGCUGUUGCCACAGUUGUCACCGUUGUACCUAUUAUCGCUGUUGUCACCGUUGACACCGUUUUCACUGUUGUCACUGUUAUCGCUGUUGUCGGUGUUGUCACUGUUGUCACCAAUGUCACUGUUGUCCUUGUUGUCACUGUUGUAACCGUUGUCACUGUUGUCAACGUUGUCACCGUUGUCACUGCUGCCACCGUUGUCACUGUUGUCACCAUUAUCACCAUUGUCACUGUUGUCAACGUUGUCACUGUUCUCACCGUUUUCGCUGUUGUCCCCGUUGUCACUGUUGUCACCGUUAUCAAUGUUGUCAACGUUGUCACCGUCAUCACUGUUGUCACCGUUGUUACACUGUUGUCAACGUUGUCACCCUUGUCAUUGUUGUCAAGUUUGUCACUGUUGUCAACGAUGUGACCGUUGUCGCUGUUGUCACUGUUGUCAAUGUUGCCGCUGUGGUCGCUCUUGUCACCGUUGUCACUGUUGUAAACGUUGUCACCAUUGUCCCUGUUGUCAAGGUUGUCACCGUUCUCACUGUUGUCACCGUUGUCACCAUUGUCAUUGUUGUCAACGUUAUCAUUGUUGUCAACGUUGUCAACAAUCUCAGUGUUGUCACCGUUGUCACCAUUCUCACUGUUGUCACCAAUAUCACCGUUGUCACUGUUGUCAACGUUGCCACCAUUGUCACUGUUGUCAACAUUGUCACCGUUGUCCCUAUUAUCGCUGUUGUCAUCGUUGUCGUUGUUGUCGGUGUUGUCACCGUUGUCAGGGUAGUUGCUGUUGUCACUGUUCUCAACGUUGUCACCGCUGUCACUGUUGUCACCGUUCCGUUGUCACCGUUGUCGACAUUGUCACUGUUGUCACUGUUGUCACCGUUUUCGCUGUUGUUCCCGUUGUCACUAUUGUCACCUUUGUCACUGUUGUCAAAGUUGUCACUGUUGUCAUCGUUGUCACUGUUUUCAACGUUGUCACCGUUCUCACUGCUGUCACCGUUGUCACCGUUGUCACCGUUGUCAACAUUGUCACUGUUGUCACUGUUGUCACCGUUUUCGCUGUUGUCCCCGUUGUCACUGCUGUCACCGUUGUCACUGUUGUCAACGUUGUCACAGUUGUCACUGUUGUCACCGUUAUCACCCUUCUCACUGUUGUCACCGUUCUCACCGUUGUCAACGUUGUCAACAUUGUCACUGUUGUCAGUGUUGUCACUGUGUGGAUGUCGUCGCUGUUGUCACUGUUGCCAACGUUGUCACCGUUGUCACUGUUGUCACCGUAUUCACUGUUGUCAAAGUUAUCACUGUUGUCACCGUUGUCAGUGUUGUCAACGUUGUCACUGUUGUCACCGUUGUCACUUUUCUCACCGUUGUCACUGUUGUCAACGUUAUCACCGUUUUCAGUGUUGUCACAGUUGUCACUGUUGUCACCGUUCUCACCGUUGUCAACGUUGUUACCGUUGUCACUGUUGUCACAGUUGUCACUCUUGUCAACGCUGUCACCGUUCUCACUGUUGUCACCGUUGUCACCGUUAUCACGGGUGUUACCGUUGUAAUCGUUGUCAACGUUGUCACAGUUGUCACUGUUGUCACCGUUGUCACCUUUGUCACCGUUGUCACCGUUGUCACCGUUGUCAACGUUGUCAACAUUGUCGCUGUUGUCAGUGUUGUCACUGUGUGGAUGUUGUCGCUGUUGUCACUGUUGUCAACGUUGUCACCGUUGUCACCGUUGUCACUGUUAUCAAUGUUGUCACCAUUUUCACUGUUGUAAUCGUUGUCACUGUUGUCACCGUUGUCACCGUUGUCAGUGUCGUCAACAUUGUCACUGUUGUCACCGUUGUCACUUUUGUCACCGUUGUCACUGUUGUCAACGUUAUCACCGUUUUCAGUGUUGUCACAGUUGUCACUGUUGUCACCGUUCUCACCGUUGUCAACGUUGUUACCGUUGUAACUGUUGUCACAGUUGUCACUGUUGUCAACGUUGUCACCGUUCUCACUGUUGUCACCGUUGUCACCCUUGUCACCGUUAUCACGGGUGUCACCGUUGUCAUCGUUGUCACCGUUGCCACUGUUGUUACUGUGGCCACCGUUUUUACCGUUGUCACUUUUUUCAAUGUUGUCACAGUUGUCACUAUUGUCAACGUUAUCACCGUUUUCAGUGUUGUCACAGUUGUCACUGUUGUCACCGUUCUCACCGUUGUCAACGUUAUCACCGUUAUCAGUGUUGUCACAGUUGUCACUGUUGUCACCGUUCUCACCGUUGUCAACGUUGUUACCGUUGUCACUGUUGUCACAGUUGUCACUGUUGUCAACGUUGUCACCGUUCUCACUGUUCUCACCGUUGUCACCCUUGUCACCGUUAUCACGGGUGUCACCGUUGUCAUCGUUGUCACCAUUGUCACUGUUGUCAUUGUUGUCAAAGUUUUCACUGUUGUCACCAUUGUCACCCUUGUCACUGUUGUCACCGUUGUCACCGUUGUCAACGUUGUCACUGUUGUCCCCGUUAUCACCGUUGUCACUGCUCUCACUGUUGUCGCUGUUGUCGCUGUUUUUACCGUUGUGGAUGUUGUCGCUGUUGUCACUGUUGUUAACGUUGACUGUUGUCACUGUUGUCACCGUUGUCACUGUUGUCAACGUUGUCACCGUUGUCACUGCUGUCACCGUUGUCACCGUUAACAUCGUUGUAAACAUUGUCACUAUUGUCACUGUUGUCACCGUUUUCGCUGUUGUUCCCGUUGUCACUGUUCUCACCGUUGUCACUGUUGUCAACGUUGUCACCGUUGUCACUGUUGUCACCGUUGUCACUGUUGUCAACGUUGUCAACAUUGUCACUGUUGUCACUGUUGUCACCGUUUUCGCUGUUGUCCCCGUUGUCACUGUUGUCAACGUUGUCACUGUUGUCACCGUUGUCACCGUUGUCACUGUUGUCACCGUUGUCAACAUUGUCAACAAUGUCACUGUUGUCAGUGUUGUCACCGUUGUCAACGGUGUCAACAUUGUCACUGUUGUCAGUGUUGUCACUGUGUGGAUGCUGUCGCUGUUAUCACUGUUGCCAACGUUGUCACUGUUGUCACCGUUGUCACUGCUCUCACUGUUGUCGCUGUUGUCGCUGUUUUUAGCGUUGUGGAUGUUGUCGCUGUUGUCACUGUUGUUAACGUUGACUGUUGUCACUGUUGUCACCGUUGCCACAGUUGUCACUGUUGUCACCGUUCUCACCGUUGUCAACGUUAUCACCGUUAUCAGUGUUGUCACAGUUGUCACUGUUGUCACCGUUCUCACCGUUGUCAACGUUGUUACCGUUGUCACUGUUGUCACAGUUGUCACUGUUGUCAACGUUGUCACCGUUCUCACUGUUGUCACCGUUGUCACCCUUGUCACCGUUAUCACGGGUGUCACCGUUGUCAUCGUUGUCACUGUUGUCAUUGUCGUCGAAGUUUUCACUGUUGUCACCAUUGUCACCCUUGUCACUGUUGUCACCGUUGUCACCGUUGUCAACGUUGUCAACGUUGUCACUGUUGUCCCCGUUGUCACCGUUGUCACUGCUCUCACUGUUGUCGCUGUUGUCGCUGUUUUUACCGUUGUGGAUGUUGUCGCUGCUGUCACUGUUCUUAACGUUGACUGUUGCCACUGUUGUCACCGUUGUCACUGUUGUCAACGUUCCCACCGUUGUCACUACUGUCACCGUUGUCACCGUUAACACCGUUGUCAACAUUGUCAGUGUUGUCACUGUUGUCACCGUUUUCGCUGUUGUUCACGUUGUCACUGUUGUCACCGUUGUCACUGUUGUCAACGUUGCCACCGUUGUCACUGUUGUAAACGUUGUCAACAUUGUCACUGUUGUCACUGUUGUCACCGUUUUCGCUGUUGUCCCCGUUGUCACUGUUGUCAACGUUGUCACCGUUGUCACUGUUGUCACCCUUGUCACCCUUGUCACUGUUGUCACCGUUGUCAACGUUGUAAACAUUGUCACUGUUGUCAGUGUUGUCACCGUUGUCAACGUUGUCAACAUUGUCACUGUUGUCAGUGUUGUCACUGUGUGGAUGUUGUCGCUGUUGUCACUGUUGCCAACGUUGUCACUGUUGUCACCGUUGUCACUGCUCUCACUGUUGUCGCUGUUGUCGCUGUUUUUACCGUUGUGGAUGUUGUCGCUGUUGUCACUGUUGUUAACGUUGACUGUUGUCACUGUUGUCACCGUUGUCACUGUUGUCAAAGUUGUCACCGUUGUCACUGGUUUUACCGUUGUCACCGUUAACAGCGUUCUCAACAUUGUCACUGUUGUCGCUGUUGUCACCGUUGUCACUGUUGUCAACGUCGUCACCGUUGUCACUGCUGUCAUUGUUGUCACCGUUGACACCGUUGUCAACAUUGUCACUGUUGUCACCGUUUUCGCUGUUGCCCCCGUUGUCACUGUUGUCACCCUUGUCACUGUUGUCAACGUUGUCACCGUUGUCACUGUUUUCACCAUUGUCACCCUUGUCACUGUUGUCACCGUUGUCAACGUUGUCAACAUUGUCACUGUUGUCAGUGUUGUCACCGUUGUCACCCUUGUCACGGUUAUCACGGGUGUCACCGUUGUCAUCGUUGUCACCGUUGUCACCGUUGUCACUGUUGUUACUGUGGUCACCUUUUUUACCGUUGUCACUGUUGUCACUGUUGUCAUUGUUGUCAAAGUUUUCACUGUUGUCACCCUUGUCACCCUUGUCACUGUUGUCACCGUUGUCAACGUUGUCAACGUUGUUACCGUUGUCCCUGUUGUCACAGUUGUCACUCCUGUCAACGUUCUCACCGUUCUCACUGUUGUCCCCGUUGUCACCCUUGUCACCGUUAUCACGGGUGUCACCAUUGUCAUCGUUGUCACCGUUGUCACUUUUGUCAUUGUUGUCGAAGUUUUCACUGUUGUCACCAUUGUCACACUUGUCACUGUUGUCACCGUUGUCACCGUUGUCAACGUUGUCAACGUUGUCACUAAUGUCCCCGUUGUCACUGCUCUCACUGUUGUCGCUGUUGUCGCUGUUUGUACCGUUGUGGAUGUUGUCGCUGUUGUCACUGUUUUUAACGUUGACUGUUGUCACUGUUGUCACCGUCGUCACUGUUGUCAACGUUGUCACCGUUGUCACUGCUGUCACCGUUGUUACCGUUAACACCGUUCUCAACAUUGUCACUGUUGUCACCGUUUUCGCUGUUGUUCCCGUUGUCACUGUUGUCACCGUUGUCACUGUUGUCAACGUUGUCACCGUUGUCACAGUUGUCACCGUUGUCACUGUUGUCAACGUUGUCAACAUUGUCGCUGUUGUCCCCGUUGUCACCGUUGUCACUGUUGUCAACGUUGUCACCGUUGUCACUGUUGUCACCGUUGUCACCCUUGUCACUGUUGUCACCGUUCUCAACGUUGUCAACAUUGUCACAGUUGUCAGUGUUGUCACUGUGUGGAUGUUCUCGCUGUUGUCACUGUUGCCAACGUCACUGUUGUCACCGUUGUCACUGUUCUCACUGUUGUCGCUGUUGUCGCUGUUUUUACCGUUGUGGAUGUUGUCGCUGUUGUCACUGUUGUUAACGUUGACUGUUGUCACUGUUGUCACCGUUGUCACUGUUGUCAACGUUGUCACCGUUGUCACUGCUGUCACCGUUGUCACCGUUAACACCGUUGUCAACAUUGUCACUGUUGUCACUGUUGUCACCGUUUUCACUGUUGUUCCCGUUGUCACUGUUGUCCCCGUUGUCACUGUUGUCACUGUUGUCACCGUUGUCACUGUUGUCACCGUUGUCACCCUUGUCACUGUUGUCACCGUUGUCAACGUUGUCAACAUUGUCACUGUUGUCAGUGUUGUCACCGUUGUCAACGUUGUCAACAUUGUCACUGUUGUCAGUGUUGUCACUGUGUGGAUGUUGUCGCUGUUGUCACUGUUGCCAACGUCGUCACUGUUGUCACCGUUGUCACUGCUCUCACUGUUGUCGCUGUUGUCGCUGUUUUUACCGUUGUGGAUGUUGUCGCUGUUGUCACUGUUGUUAACGUUAACUGUUGUCACUGUUGUCACCGUUGUCACUGUUGUCAACGUUGUCACCGUUGUCACUCCUUUCACCGUUGUCACCGUUAACAGCGUUCUCAACAUUGUCACUGUUGUCGCUGUCGUCACCGUUAUCACUGUUGUCAACGUCGUCACCGUUGUCACUGCUGUCAUUGUUGUCACCGUUGACACCGUUGUCAACAUUGUCACUGUUGUCACUGUUGUCACCGUUUUCGCUGUUGUCCCCGUUGUCACUGUUGUCACGGUUGUCACUGUUGUCAACGUUUUCACCGUUGUCCCUGUUGUCACCGUUGUCCCCCUUGUCACUGUUGUCACCGUUGUCAACAUUGUCACUGUUGUCAGUGUUGUCACCGUUGUCACCCUUGUCACCGUUGUUACUGUGGUCACCUUUUUUACCGUUGUCGCUGUUGUCAAUGUUGUCACCGUUGUCACUGUUGUCACUGUUGUCAUUGUUGUCAAAGUUUUCACUGUUGUCACCCUUGACACCCUUGUCACUGUUGUCACCGUUGUCAACGUUGUCAACGUUGUUACCGUUGUCACUGUUGUCACAGUUGUCACUGUUGUCAACGUUGUCACCGUUCUCACUGUUGUCACCGUUGUCACCCUUGUCACCGUUAUCACGGGUGUCACCGUUGUCAUCGUUGUCACCGUUGUCACUUUUGUCAUUGUUGUCGAAGUUUUCACUGUUGUCACCAUUGUCACCCUUGUCACUGUUGUCACCGUUGUCACCGUUGUCAACGUUGUCAACGUUGUCACCGUUGUCCCUAUUAUCGCUGUUGUCAUCGUUGUCGUUGUUGUCGGUGUUGUCACCGUUGUCAGGGUAGUUGCUGUUGUCACUGUUCUCAACGUUGUCACCGCUGUCACUGUUGUCACCGUUUUCGCUGUUGUCAUCGUUAUUACUGUGGUCACCGUUGUCACCGUUGUCACCGUUGUCAACGUUGUCGCUGUUGUCACUGUUGUCACCGUUUUCGCUCUUGUCCCCGUUGUCACUGUUGUCACCGUUGUCACUGUUGUCAACGUUGUCACCGUUGUCACUGUUGUCACCGUUGUCACUGUUGUCAACGUUGUCAACAUUGUCACUGUUGUCACCGUUUUCGCUGUUGUCCCCGUUGUCACCGUUGUCACUGUUGUCUACGUUGUCACCGUUGUCACUGUUGUCACCGUUGUCACCCUUGUCACUGUUGUCACCGUUGUCAAUGUUGUCAACAUUGUCACUGUUGUCAGUGUUGUCACCGUUGUCAACGUUGUCAACAUUGUCACAGUUGUCAGUGUUGGCACUGUUUGGAUGUUGUCGCUAUUGUCACUGUUGUUAACAUUGACUGUUGUCACUGUUGUCACCCUUGUCACUGUUGUCAACGUUGUCACCGUUGUCACUGCUUUCACCGUUGUCACCGUUAAAAGCGUUGUCAGCAUUGUCACUGUUGUCACUGUUGUCACCGUUGUCACUGUUGUCAACGUUGUCACCGUUGUCACUGCUGUCAUUGUUGUCACCGUUGACACCGUUGUCAACAUUGUCACUGUUGUCACUGUUUUCACCGUUUUCGCUGUUGUCCCCGUUGUCACUGUUGUCAGCGUUAUCACUGUUGUCAACGUUGUCAACGUUGUCACCGUUGUCACUGUUGUCAUUGUUGUCACCCUUGUCACUGUUGUCACCGUUGUCAACGUUGUCAACAUUGUCACUGUUGUCAGUAUUGUCACCGUUGUCACUCUUGUCACCGUUAUCACGGGUGUCACUGUUGUCACCGUUGUCACUGUUGUUACUGUGGUCACCUUUUUUACCGUUGUCGCUGUUGUCAAUGUUGUCACCGUUGUCACUGUUGUCACUGUUGUCAUUGUUCUCAAAGUUUUCACUGUUGUCACCGUUUUCACCCUUGUCACUGUUGUCACCGUUGUCAACGUUGUCACCGUUGUCACCGUUGUCAGUGUUGUCAACGUUGUCACUGUUGUC
This is a messenger RNA of Porites evermanni, 9569 nucleotides long. NCBI's taxonomy places the organism in Eukaryota, Metazoa, Cnidaria, Anthozoa, Scleractinia, Poritidae. The record is from the annotation of a GenBank genome assembly.